AUGAAGGCAGUGCAUUACCUUCCCUUCUUUGCAUCUCUCACAUCGGCCAUUUGGCCACUACCCACAUCAUACGACCAUGGAGAUACUGUACUGUGGAUGUCCGACGACGUAGCAUUCAACUGGGCGGGAACAGCAGCUAGCGCAAGUAAUGUAGGCUCGAGAUUUCUAGUCUUGCAAGAAUAUCUAUUCUCGAGCUUCGAUGAAUCCAGCAACCGGAAACCAAAACGUGAGGGUACGGAGUGGCAAGGUGUGAGUGGUGAUGAUAUCAUCAGGUUCGCGAUCGAGCAGACGAAAUCGACGAUUUUGAAGCGGAAUUUCGUGCCCUGGAAGUUUCAUCCAAGGGGGUGGAGUGAACCGAUUGCGGAGGGAGCGACUUAUGUAUCAUCGAUCACGCUGGAACUUCUUGGAGAGGAUCCCCCGAGUAUUGCGAAGCCGCUUGCUGGUAGUGUAGAUGAGUCGUACUCGUUAACCCUGACGACGACGGGCGAAGCUACGAUUCUGGCAAAUACUUCUCUCGGGCUUCGACAUGGUCUCAAUACUUUCACUCAGCUUUUUUACAAGCACUCGUCCGAUGGAGCGUACACCGCGCUCGCUCCAGUUCAAAUCUUCGACGCCCCCAAGUUCGAGCAUCGAGGCAUCAACAUGGACGUAGCACGGCAAUGGUAUCCCGCCAAGGACAUAGCCCGCAUGAUCGAUACCGCCGCCUACAACAAGAUGAACCGAUUCCAUCUCCACGUAACGGAUUCGCAGUCCUGGCCAUUGGAGAUCCCAUCUCUGCCCGAACUAGCCGCAAAAGGAGCCUACAGGCCAGAAUUAUACUACAGCACCAAGGAGUUCGAGUACCUGCAGAAGCGAGCAGCACUCCAGGGCGUGGAGCUGAUCACAGAGAUCGACAUGCCAGGCCAUACGAGUAUCAUACACGAAGCCUAUCCUGACUUGAUUGCUGCGUAUAACAUCCAGCCGAAUUGGGACACGUAUUCUGCGGAACCGCCGUCAGGCACGUUGAAACUCAAUUCCAGCGAUGUGGAUACGUUCCUGUCUAAACUGUUUGACGACUUGCUCCCGCGGAUAUUCCCGUUCUCUACUUACUUUCACACCGGCGGUGACGAGGUGAACAAGAAUGCUUACGAGCUGGAUGAUACGGUUAAGUCAAAGGAUCCGGAGGUCCUGCAGCCGUUGAUGCAGGCUUUCAUCGAUCGAAACCACGAUCAGGUCAGAAGCCAAGGCUUGACUCCGAUAGUGUGGGAAGAGAUGCUACUGGACUGGAACCUCACGCUCGGAAAGGACACUGUGGUUCAGAGCUGGCGAAGCGACGAGGCGGUCGCCAGCAUUGUGAGUAAAGGAUACAAGGCUCUAGUUGGCAACUAUAAAUACUGGUACCUCGAUUGCGGCAAAGGCCAAUGGCUCGACUUCUCCCCUGAGCGAGCAGCAGCAGCAUGGCCCUUCCAAGACUACUGCGCUCCCUUCCACAACUGGCGUCUCGUAUACUCCUACGACCCUCUAGCAGGAGUGCCCUCCGAAUACCACCACCUCGUCAUCGGCGGCGAGGCUCAUCUCUGGUCUGAACAAACCGACCCCAUCAAUCUCGACAGAAUGAUAUGGCCCCGAGCGAGCGCCGCCGCCGAAGUGCUAUGGAGCGGCGUGAAGGACGCACAGGGCCAGAACAGAAGCCAGUUCGAUGCGAGUCCCAGACUCAGUGAGAUGAGAGAGCGGAUGGUCGCGAGGGGUGUGGGCGCAGAGCCCGUACAGAUGCCGUAUUGCACCAUGGAUGGUGAGCAGUGUCAGUUGGGAUUACUCGCAUAG
This is a messenger RNA of Aaosphaeria arxii CBS 175.79, 1803 nucleotides long. Its product is annotated as glycoside hydrolase family 20 protein. The transcript has 3 exons. Gene Ontology annotation, cellular component: membrane. The record is from RefSeq and is a predicted model, not a curated record. Bases 1 to 1803 code for a protein of 600 amino acids. Gene Ontology annotation, biological process: carbohydrate metabolic process; glycosaminoglycan metabolic process. Gene Ontology annotation, molecular function: beta-N-acetylhexosaminidase activity. Lineage: Eukaryota; Fungi; Ascomycota; Dothideomycetes; Pleosporales.